Phaeoacremonium minimum UCRPA7 is the source of this 2388-nucleotide messenger RNA. Its product is annotated as putative cysteinyl-trna synthetase protein. Lineage: Eukaryota; Fungi; Ascomycota; Sordariomycetes; Togniniales; Togniniaceae. The transcript is spliced from 3 exons. Gene Ontology annotation, cellular component: cytoplasm. The record is from RefSeq and is a predicted model, not a curated record. Gene Ontology annotation, biological process: cysteinyl-tRNA aminoacylation. The coding region runs from base 1 to 2388 and encodes 795 amino acids. Gene Ontology annotation, molecular function: ATP binding; cysteine-tRNA ligase activity.
AUGGCCUCGAUCAAAGUCUACAACUCACUCAAGCCCGGCGCAGCGGUGCCCUUCGUGCCCAGGGAGGAGGGCAAGGUUGCCUGGUAUGCCUGCGGACCGACUGUCUACGAUCAGAGCCAUCUGGGCCAUGCUCGCAAUUAUGUCUCGACAGACAUCAUCCGGCGCAUCUUGCUGCACUACUUUGGCUUCAAGGUCAACUUUGUCAUGAACAUUACAGACGUCGAUGACAAGAUCAUCAUAAAAGCCCGAAGAAAGCGAUUGUUUAUUCUAGAGAAGGAGAAGACGUACACACCCGAGCAGAGUCACAAGCUUGGCACGGAAGCCUUCGUGGCCUACGCCAAGUCCAACCUUCCACUCCUAGUGCCAGAAGAUGGUACAACCCUAGACGAAAACAACUAUACUGGGCGAAGAGAUGCCGCAUACGGUCGAGUUCUGGCUGGCGGUACGCUCUCAGGGGAGGGCAAGCCUGGUGAUGGAGAGGCAAAGCUGAAGAUGCAUCUCACAAAUAUGGAUGCAGCGGCGCAGGGACUCAAGAGCGGGAACGUGCUUGACGGUGCAGAGGAAAUUCUCCUACCUUAUCUCGACUCUCUGUACAAGGAGACUAUCGAUACAAGCGACCAGACCAUGUUUACCGACCUGACACAAUUCAUGGAGAAGGAGUUUACAGACGACAUGGACGCCCUAAACGUUUUGCGACCAGAUGUGGUGACACGUGUCACUGAGUACGUGCCUCAAAUUGUCACAUUCGUCGAGCAGAUUGUGAAUAAGGGUUUCGCGUACGAGGCAGAGGGCUCAGUUUACUUCGAUAUUGCGUCCUUUGAGAAAGCUGGCAACACCUAUGCCCGACUGCGCCCCGAAAGUAGAAAUGACAAGGCGCUGCAGGAGGAAGGUGAAGGUUCCCUAUCGAAGGGAGCUGGCGGAAAGAGGCGACCUGGAGACUUCGCAUUAUGGAAGCAGUCGAAGCCAGGCGAGCCAUACUGGCCGAGCCCCUGGGGUAACGGCAGACCAGGUUGGCAUAUUGAGUGCUCAGUAAUGGCUUCCGACAAGCUCGGAGAGCAGAUGGAUAUUCACUCGGGCGGUAUUGAUCUGGCAUUCCCUCACCACGACAAUGAGCUGGCUCAGAGCGAGGCAUUCUUCUGCCAGCAUGAUAAAGGCGAGCACACUUGGGUCAAAUACUUUUUGCACAUGGGCCACUUGUCAAUUGCUGGAUCGAAGAUGUCAAAAUCUUUAAAGAACUUCCAGACCAUCAAAGAUGCACUGGCAACGACGUAUUCGGCACGCAAUAUGCGUAUCGUCUUUCUAAUGGGCCGCUGGAACGAGGGUGUUGAGAUUUCAGAAGAGAUGCGAAGACAAGCCGAUAGUUGGGAAGCUACUCUUGACAAUUUCUUCACGAAUAUCAAAUCUAGACUGGCUGCGGCUGGAGUCACUAACGGACUCAAGGCUUUAUCACUUACGGAAGAUACACCUGCUGGAGAUCUGACAGUGGAGCUACAACAAGCUAAGAAGGACCUGGAGACGGCUCUAAGUAAUUCAUUCGAUACACCUGCCGUUAUGCGCCUCAUCCAACAACUUGUCAGAGAUGCCAACAUCUACAUGGACAAAUCCGAUGCCGACCUUCAAGCAGUAGAGGUUGUUGCCCGGUGGGUGACGAAGAUUGUUGGCAUUUUGGGUUUAGAUGCAGAUGCCCAACCACCAUACGACGGCCUAGGUUGGUCAUCCGCGACUGCUAUUGCCGACUCCCGCGUAUAUGCCGCAGUUCUGGCGAAGGUUCAGGAGGAUGUUCUUGCACUUAACCUGUCCGAGCCUUCUAUCAAGGCUCUGCUCGAUCAGUCACCCCAGUCAGAAGUGGCAGAACUUGAGAAGAGCGGCGAGCGGGAUCCCGAGAAGCUUGCGUUGCCAUAUGUGCGCGCCGUUUCUCGCAUUCGCGACGAGCUCCGUCGCAUCGUCUCGUCGCUAACUCCUGAUGUGAAGAAACUUGUGCUUGCACUCAGCGACCGUAUUCGUGACUACGACCUUGCGGAUCUUGGAGUGCAGCUUGAUGACCAGGCUGACAAGCCAAGUCUGAUCAAAUUCGUACCGGCAGCGAAACUCAUCGCUGCCCGUGAGGAGAAGGCAGCCCUCGUAGCUGAGAAGGCGAGGCAAAAGGAGGAGGCGCGUAAGGCUAAGGAGAAGGCAGACCAGGAGAAGUGGGAGAAGGCUAAGCUGGCCCCACAGGACAUGUUCAAGGAGGACAAGAAAUACCAAGAAUGGGAUGCUGAUGGGAUCCCGACGAAGUUGGCGGAUGGCAGCGAUCUGCCCAAGAGCCAGCAGAAGAAGCUCAAGAAGGACUGGGAUAGACAGAAGAAGCUACACCAGGAGUACCAGACCAAGUUCGGCACGGGAGCUUAG